UUAAUCCCAGUACCAAAUCCUCAAUGCCUUUGGGGAGAAAAAUUCAAUCUCCAGCCACCAGCAACGUGGUUUCCACAUGGAUAUGAUUUUUGACAUAAUAAAAUAUUGCACAGUUUGCCUUCAUAGAAUGAAUAUUUCUCCCAUUUCUUCUUUCCCUUGCUUUUGUUCUUAUUAAAUCCAAUCUAUAUUAUCUGUUAUCACAGUAAGCAAAGGAAAAAAAAAAAGAGAAAAAAAAGUUUGGGGUUGUUAGAAUCUUCUUUAAUUCUUUGUCUAUUGAAGGCAACCCAGGGCAGAGAUUGUUUUUCCCCAUUGGGACUGAAACUAAAAGAAAGAGAGGCGAAAUGUGUCCUAUGAGGUUCUUGUUGGUGUUUUUCUCGGCCAUUUUAGCAGGGUAUUUCGCAUGGAGGACGGUACGUUCAUCAUCUGAUAUCGACGGCCAAGUUUCUGAGGAUUCCGAGAAGAUUAUUGUAAAAGAUAAGCAAGAAUUCAGUUUCAAAAGGAUGGUUCAGAAUGGAUUCUGGGUAUUUGUGGAUAUGGCUAGUGGGAAGUAUUUGUGGAGGAAUUUCAAGGAACUGAAGAAUGAUAAAAAAAUGAAGAACUCUUAACAGUUUUAACAUAUUGUACAAGUAUGUUGAACUAGUUUUUCCUUUUUCUUUUUAUUGUAUCAAUAAUUGUACCAUAAGAACAUGUGAAUCCUUUCUUGUUCUUCUCAGACAGAGGGAACUUGAAAUAUAAAGAUAUGAAAUCCUCACUUUUUCUA
Gossypium raimondii (Peruvian cotton) is the source of this 760-nucleotide messenger RNA. RefSeq lists its product as uncharacterized. The transcript is spliced from 2 exons. The record is from RefSeq and is a predicted model, not a curated record. The coding region runs from base 342 to 605 and encodes 87 amino acids. NCBI's taxonomy places the organism in Eukaryota, Viridiplantae, Streptophyta, Magnoliopsida, Malvales, Malvaceae.